This is a messenger RNA of Photinus pyralis (common eastern firefly), 1866 nucleotides long. RefSeq lists its product as uncharacterized. NCBI's taxonomy places the organism in Eukaryota, Metazoa, Arthropoda, Insecta, Coleoptera, Lampyridae. Gene Ontology annotation, molecular function: DNA binding. The transcript has a single exon. Gene Ontology annotation, cellular component: nucleus. The record is from RefSeq and is a predicted model, not a curated record. The coding region runs from base 1 to 1866 and encodes 621 amino acids.
AUGCAUUUUGGGGACAAUUGUAACAAGUUGGGGGACGUUUGUAACGUGUUACAAUUGUCCCCUUCCAUCUUUGGCGCUUGGUAUCGGUUACUUAGCAACCAUGCUUGCAGAGUAUGCCACGGUCCAGGAUUAGGAAAACAGAAAGGGGGUCUUCCAGCAAGCACACAAUUGCAACAAGCAGCUUCCCUAGUCUUGGAAAAAAGCGUCUCCGUAAGAGAAGCCGCAAGACAACUUCAAAUCUGUCAUGUAACUGUACACCGAUACAUACAGAAAAUUAAAAAUGGUAUUGAACAACCUAGAGUUGGUUACAAUUCACAUAAUAGGAUACUAUCUCCAGAAGACGAACAUAUAUUUUGUGAUUACAUACGGAAUUCUUCUGACUUAUAUUUUGGACUUACGCCAACUGAUGUUCGUUCUCUUGUAUACGAAUUUGCCAUUAGGAAAUCUGUUACAGUUCCCGAGCAAUGGCACGUUACCAAAAUGGGAUCUAGAGAUUGGUUCUCCAACUUUAUGAACAGAAAUCCAACAUUGUCAAUUAGAGUGCCAGAGGCCACAAGUCACGCUAGGGCCGUGAACUUUAACAGAGUCAACGUUACAAAAUUUUUUGAUAAUUUAUCUAAAGUUAUGGAUAAAUAUCAUUUUGAAGCCGCCAACAUAUACAAUGUAGAUGAGACGGGGGUUACCACAGUGCAAAAACCGAGUAAAAUUGUUUCAACUAAGGGCACUAAGCAAGUCGGGGCGGUAACUUCUGGUGAAAGGGGAACGUUAGUUACCCUUUGUGUAGCUGUAAAUGCUAUAGGCAACGCUAUUCCUCCCAUGUUUAUAUUCCCUAGGAAGAGAUUCAAACCAUUUUUCAUGACCGGGGCUCCAACUGGUUCAAUCGGAGAAGCCAAUGGUUCUGGCUGGAUGGACACAGACACAUUCUUCACCUAUAUAAAACAUUUUGCCAAAUAUAGUAAACCUUCACAAGAAAAUAAAAUCCUCCUGCUUCUCGACAAUCAUAGAUCACAUUUAGGGCUAAAAACUAUCGACUUCUGCAGAGACAACGGAAUCGUUCUUCUGUCAUUUCCGCCUCACACUUCGCAUAAAUUACAGCCCUUAGAUCGAAGUGUAUAUGGUCCACUAAAAACAUAUAUGAACAGUGCUAUGGACGCUUGGAUGAAAAAUCAUCCCGGACAGACCAUGGGGAUAUAUGACUUACCAGGACUUGUCGCCGAAGCAUUACCAAAAGCUACUACGCCAACUAACAUCCUUAGUGGAUUCAAAGUGUCGGGAAUAUUUCCUUUUAAUAGAGAUGUGUUUCAAGACUACGAGUUUUCACCCUCUCUACCGACUGACACCCCUUUAACCACCAACCUAUACAACGCAGCAGAGAUCCCCCAAUUAGUUCAAACUGACCCUAUUCCAUCAACAUCACGAGAAUCUGAUCACAUCAUUGGCAAUAAAACACCAACGAAAAUAGAUACUCACCAAAUAGACGCAUUAAACAAUUCCAAAGAAUUAUUGGAAACAAUUCGGCCCUUUCCAAAGGUUCCAUUAAAUCUCAAGAAAAAAGUUAUAAGGAAAAAGAGAUCAACGGCAAUACUAACUGAAACACCUGAGAAGAUGGCACUUGAGGAAGAGGCAUCCAAACUUCGAAAAAAGAACGCUGAGAAAGUAAAGAGAAAGGUGUAUAAGAAAAAAAGUGUAGUUUCUAGUUCAUCGGAUGAGGACGACGCAGUAUGUCUGUAUUGCCUAAAGCCCUACUCCAAUGACAAGCGUGGUGAGGAGUGGAUACAGUGUCAGUCCUGCAAGAGCUGGUGCCAUUCGGACUGUAGAGAUGAAGAGGAUAGCUUUUUCUUCUACUGCAUCAACUGCAGAGAUUAA